Messenger RNA from Nymphaea colorata (pocket water lily), 2661 nucleotides. Its product is annotated as probable E3 ubiquitin-protein ligase HIP1. The record is from RefSeq and is a predicted model, not a curated record. Lineage: Eukaryota; Viridiplantae; Streptophyta; Magnoliopsida; Nymphaeales; Nymphaeaceae. Bases 349 to 2538 code for a protein of 729 amino acids. The transcript is spliced from 6 exons. Gene Ontology annotation, molecular function: ubiquitin protein ligase activity.
CAUCCGUUUUUUUAACUCUCCUUCUCUGUUCCUCUCUCUCCCUGUCUCUCUCUCUCUCUCUCUCUCUGCGUUGGGAGAGGAAACCCGGUCCCAUUCUUGCCGGAAAGUCCUCUAUCGGACGGAAAGAUCCUUGGUCUUCCGGUAGGUGAGGAAGAACGGGGGAUUCAGGAGAGUCGGUCCACCUGGAGAUUUUGUUGUCGAUCGAUUCGCUUCGGUGUCUCUUUUUGGUCUUCCUUUUUUGGGUUCGUCUCUCCGACCAACUGUAUGCAUUGGCGUCAGUUGAUGGUGCAUGCUUUCAGAAACUAAUUGCAUCUACAUUAGCUCCAGUUUGAAAGACAGAAAUCUCAAAUGCAAGGACAAAGGAGUACUGUUCAUUCCUUUCUUGAAGCAUUUGAGUUUGACAAUGGAACUAGCUCGGGCAGCGACCAACAAAUUUAUUGGAAUAACUUGACAAACCCAGGGGACUCUCGAAACUUGCGUGAUUAUCUAUUGUCUUCUAGUGAUCCUGUGAACUUGCCAUUUGUAGAUCCCACUGCUCACGGUGGAAGCAGCUUAAACAGCAGGUCUUUGGGCAUUAAUUUGGGCCAACAGUCGGUUAAUCAUCCCAACCAUGAUGAUGUCAAGAUGGAUGAGGAUUGGACCUCAUCGUUGUCAAUACAUCCUGGAGCUAGUUCAUCAUUGGAGCCAAGACGGUUGGAACAGUCAGAGAUUCCUCCUUUGGGAAGUAUAAAUAUCAACCUACACAAUGGUCUCCCAAAUAUGCCGUUGCAUCACCAGAAUUCCUGUCCCAGCAGUGCUCUCCAAAGUUCUGAGAGUCUUACUGAAUAUGUUGGGACUGAUAUUCAGCCACUAAUAGAUGGUACUUCUGGUUCUAACCAAUAUAAACCGUUGGCAUCUGUGACAGGGCAGAUGCUAUCUGCCGGCAGUUCUUCUGAUCCUGGUGGAAGCUCAUCAGCAAUGAUGAGUGAUUUUUUAGAUGACAAUGGCUCCAGAUCUGGUUGUUCUAUGGAUGGAAGGCGAUUUUCCUGCAAAAGGAAGAACUUUGAGACAGUGUCUGGUCAAUCAUCACUAGGUGGCAGCAGUUCCUUUCAGAGAGUUGAGGACAACAUUCGACAAAUUCUUCCUUCCAGGCAUAAUAGUGCGUUGAGUAUUGCUGUUCCUCCACAGAAUCCUUCAAGUGCCCAAUCUCUUGGAGAACAGUUGCAUCCACUAGUCAGUGGCAGCAGUAGUAGAUUGGCUUUAGACUGUCAUUCUUCUUUGCCCGUGGGAAGUGAUGCCGAGAGCUCUCAGAGAAAUUUCCGUAUGAGAGUGAAUCCAACCUAUCCUCAAGAAUCAACCUCGAGUCACAUUUGGCCUGCUGCUAAUUCUGUGAGGAGAAAUGGCUGGCAACCUCACCCAUCUACUGACAGAAUUUUCUCACCAAACCGGUUCUUGGAUUCGAGAUCACUGAUUUCUAGUACUGGUUCUUCUCAUAAUCAAUCUAAUGCCUCGCAUCUCCCUGGUUUUCAUCAAUAUUUACAGUCUUCGAGAUGGAAUGGAGUGUCGAUUCCAAGAAUUGGCAGUUCGUCAAGUUCUCACGUUGCCUCUGGGGAGAGGUCAACUGAUUUACGUGAAGAUGCAAGACCAAGGACUUUGCCUAGAAGCGUACCAGAUCAUUUAAUGCUUCCACCACCCCUUGAGACAAGGCAUCAUGCUCAAGAUCCAGCUAACUGGAGCCAGUCCAGCAGGAAUUUACCUACAGAUACAAGUUCAGCCUCUAUUGCUGGGUCAAGCUCUGGCCCUUCUAGUUCAGGUGCUAGUUGGACGCCUGGCCCAGUUGCUUUUGCACAUCUUCAUCGCAGGUUGUCAGAGGGUCGUAGGUCUUUCUUUCCAUCUUCAGUCUCCGAAUCUGGCAGCCAACCCAGUGCUUUACAACCAUCCCGCUCAGUGCCUGCCACUUCCUCAGCAGAGGUGGUCCUUCCACCAAAUGCUGGUACUCAGAGGCAUUCACAUCGUUAUCUGCGAUCUGCAUUUUUGAUGGAUAGACCAGGUGAUGGAAUUCUCGGGGUGCCUUUGUCAUUGACAAAUCUCCAAGCUAUAAGCGAGGGACGACUUAGGCUAGUCUCUGAGAUCCAGAGUGCCUUGGACCUCAUCCGUCGAGGUGAACGAUUGAGAUUUGAGGAUGUUUUGAUUCUGGACCACCCAGUGUUUUAUGGUGGAGCAGACUUGCAUGAUCGGCAUAGAGACAUGCGGUUAGAUGUAGAUAAUAUGUCAUAUGAGGAAUUAUUAGCAUUAGAAGAGCGUAUAGGAAAUGUUAGUACAGGAUUGAGUGAAGAAACUAUAUUGAAGUGUCUGAAGCAGUCCAAAUAUAAUUCUUCAGCAAAUCAUCCAUCAGUGGAUGCUGAACCAUGCUGUAUUUGUCAGGAGGAAUAUGUGGAUGAGGAGGAUCUUGGCACACUGGAUUGUGGGCAUAACUUCCAUGCGGGCUGCAUCAAGCAGUGGCUCAUGCACAAGAACUUGUGUCCAAUUUGUAAAACUACAGCCUUGGUUACCCCAUGAUGUUCGUGGUAGACCUGGCUGAUGGCAUCAUAAGAAGAGCGGAAGCGCUUAGGCACUGGUGCCAACCCUCAAUUUCAUCCAAUUCAACAUCUUGAUAAUAGAUAAUAUUGAAAUUAUAGUUUA